AUGGAUCACUUGGUUGAUCUUCUCAGCGGGGAGCUGCAGGCGCAUAUGGCCGUGGGAGCUGAUGAGGGGCGGCAGAUGGAUGCGGCGGAGAAAAGACCUGCGGUACAAGGCGGCGAUUCCAAAGAGGAGAAGUUGUGGGGCAAGCAGCUGAAAUGCGCAGAAGAAAAUCAGCCAGAGCAACAACGAAAUCAGCAGCACAAGCAAAACAAGAAACACAAUCAUCGCAAAAGCAGAAUGGCUCUCAGGAAAAUCGCAUUGGACAAGGCGAAGAAGAGCAGCAAUGUGGAGAAACCGCCAACUGAGGACAAGGCAGCAGCCUACUUGGCAAAAUGGGCAAAGGAGAGGGAGUCUGAACCUGAAUCAGAAUCCCGCACCGACUGGCACGCUUACCAAGCUCGGCUCUGUCGGGAUCGCUGGAAUGAAUCCUUCGAUGCUCGCUACUAUGGAACCUACGAGACCAUAACUUCUAUCCCCCCCAUGCGCUUCACCGACUAUGUGGAUGCCUCUGCUGGCCCGCGUGAGACUCUGCAGGUUUUCUCUGUCAGAGUCGUGGGAGUAAAGGAGGGCGUUGAGUGGCCGCUGCAUGUAUAUGGCAAGCUUGCGGUCCGGGACACGGUUGACCAUCACCGUAAUAUUAUCUUUGAUCGCCCAAGAGAUAACUUUCAAACCGUCACCCAGCAGGAUCCAUAUUUAACUCUGACCGGUCCUUGCCGUGCUGCUGUCUUGUCGGUGCACCAUUCAUACAUUGAGGCUGAGCUGAAAAUCAAGGGAAAUUCUAAUGAUUCUUCUGAUGAUAAAGAUUUCAGCUACCUAGCUACUGGGUACAUACAGACCGCCUCGUUUGAAUCGUUCGUCGAGAAGCGUGUUCUGUCUAGCAGGCUUAGCACACUGGAGUUAACGGCCGGGCACAUUGUCAACUCUGUUGAAGCUACAAUCUUUGUGCUGGUCAGUAGUGGGAAAUGGCCAUCUGGCCAUGGAGGUGCAUUUACGGUCAGUACCGGUAGCAUGGGCGCCAUGGAAAUAGUGCUGCUUACUUUUGGAGAUGAUGGAUUGCCUCUUGAGGGUGGUGGGAAUAUAAGGCUCUCUCGCCGCGUUGUCGGUGUUGAGGUUGAUGGAACGCUCAAUCUCUCGGUGAAGGCUUCGCCGCUGACUGCUAGUAGCACCGAGAUUGUGUUGAGCGGUGAGAAGGUUGUCACACCCAAAGAAGCCGGCAAGAGCCAUCUGAAGCUGAAGGUCGGCUCAUGUGAGAUGGAAGUAACAGUAGCAUGGUCUCUCCUUUUGACGUACGACCACUGAUCAGGAUGAUG
Messenger RNA from Lolium rigidum, 1307 nucleotides. RefSeq lists its product as uncharacterized. The transcript has 3 exons. Bases 1 to 1296 code for a protein of 431 amino acids. The record is from RefSeq and is a predicted model, not a curated record. NCBI's taxonomy places the organism in Eukaryota, Viridiplantae, Streptophyta, Magnoliopsida, Poales, Poaceae.